AUCAAGUUUUUCUUUUAUGUCUCUUGCUAGAAAGGAAACAAACAUGGUUAAAUCUCAAGAUAUGGGAAAAAAUAAAUUAGAGACUAUCUGGAACACGAAAAUUCCUGAUGCAGAAUUAGAAAAAUUCAAAGAUGUUAUCCAAAGAAAGUACAAAAUAAAUUUUGGUUCAUAUUGGGAUUUCCAUAGUUGGUCAGUGAAAAAUUUUGAAACUUUUUGGCAUGAAGUAUGGCAGUACUUCCAAAUUAUUUCUUCAAGUCCUUAUAAAAAGGUUUUUGCGAAAAAUGGGCCUGGAUUUCUGGAUAAUAUUUGGUUUGAAGGAGCUACAAUGAAUUAUGCUGAAAAUCUCCUGAAAUUCAGAGAUGAUAGAAUAGCCAUUAACUAUGUUGAUACGGAUGGAAAUAAGGAAUCAAUCACUUUUUCUGAGCUGUAUAAACAGGUAAGUCUAUAUGCAGCAGCUUUUAAGAAGAAUGGACUAAAGAAAGGAGACAGAGUAGCCAGCUACAUGUCGAACAGAAAAGAAUCUGUGAUCGCUAUGUUGGCUGCUGUUAGUAUUGGAGCUAUAUGGGGAGGAGCUCAUCCGUUAUACGGUGCUAAAGCAGCUUCAAAAAUCAUGGAAAGAAUGCAACCUAAAUUUCUCAUAGCUGUUGAUAGAUUUCCAUGGGACGAGGAACACUAUAUACUUAAUUAUUUACCAGCCAUUGCAAAAGGUAUUCAAUCAUUGGAGAAAGUAAUCAUUGUUCCUACUAAACCAGAGACUUUGGAAAAGGACUUGACCUUUAUUCAAAACAGUUGUCUUUUAGAUGAAUUUUUGAUGACCGGAAAAUCCCUGGAAGGUCACAUUCCCGAUGUUGAAUUUGAACAAGUAUCCGCCAACCAUCCAGUUUUCAUUUGUUUCACAUCUGGGACAACAGGUACUCCCAAAGGUGUCCUUCAUUCUGGAAAGGUGUUGCUUUCUAUGCUUGUCAGCCUGUCACUUCAUUGCAACCUGAAGCGUGGGGAUGCUAUCUUCUCUCAUUAUGCGGUGGGCUGGAUUCUAUGGAAUUUUUAUGUCAAUUGCCUUGCUCUCGGGAUGAGAUUAGUUCUUCAUGAAGGCUAUCCUCUCAAAACUGAAGACGGAUACAAUUAUUGGGACAAAGUAGCAGAGAGUGAAGCAGCAGCUGUUACUGUGGUGCCAAGUUUGCUUGAAAGAAUGGAACAGUUAAAAAAUUUUCCAAGUUCGAGUUCAAAUUUUGAAAAGUUAAAACUGAUUAAAAUUGGAGGUAGCACUGUGAAAAUGGAAAAUAUCCAAUACCUUCUCACUCAUAUAUCAAAAGAUGUAUUAGCUGCCUCUGUAUUUGGAUCUACAGAAAGCUGUGGUUACAUAACAGCGAUUGAUUGGAAUUUACCUUCUUAUGGUACGGAAGCCCAAGUACCAACCCUUGGUAUGGACUUGCAUUGCUUCAAUUCGAAUGGUAAGCCUGUUAUCGGAGAAAGAGGAGAGUUAGUGAUAGCAACACCUACACCAUCAUUGCCUGAAGGGUUGUGGAUGGAUGAAAACAACAAAAUUUUGACUGAAAGCUACCUCUCCAAAUAUCCUGGUGUUUGGUGCCAAAAUGAUGAAUGUUGGAUCAAUCCUAAGACAAGAGGCAUAACAUUCCACGGGAGAAGCGACGAUACAAUUACUCAAAAUGGAGAGCGAUUUUUACCCAACGACAUUUACUUUGCAAUUCAAGAUAUGGAAGAGCUGGAAGAUUAUCUGUGCGUGCCUCAAAAACGGGAUGAUGAUGAUCGAGCUGUUCUUUUUCUAAAAUUAAAAUGUGGACAGAUUUUUACUGCAGGCCUAAAACGAAAGGUUACCAGUAAAAUUAGAGAAGAGCUUUGGAUGGAUAUAGUGCCUAAAGUUAUUAUUCCGGUAACUGAUAUACCAUACAACGUAAACGGCAAGAAAAUGGAAAGCAUAGUGAAGAAAAUCAUCUCAACCAAUAUAAUUCCGGAUAUUUCAAACAUUAGAAAUCCCGAAUGCUUACCUCAAUACUGUGACAUUCCCGAAAUUCUAAGCUACAGUGAGAAUUAGUCUCCCUUUCAGGUCGUUUGAUUAUUUCGAAGAAUCCUAACAGUACUUCUAAUCUUCUAAAAGUUAGAAGAUUUCGCUUACUUUAUUUGUGAUUUAAUCUAAUAUU
Parasteatoda tepidariorum (common house spider) is the source of this 2159-nucleotide messenger RNA. RefSeq names its product acetoacetyl-CoA synthetase. Gene Ontology annotation, molecular function: acetoacetate-CoA ligase activity. NCBI's taxonomy places the organism in Eukaryota, Metazoa, Arthropoda, Arachnida, Araneae, Theridiidae. The record is from RefSeq and is a predicted model, not a curated record.